AUGGCGCGCAUCAACAUCCCAAUCGAUGCCUUGACCUCGCGCCUCAACUUCGGCGGCCGCUUCGACUCGCUGCGCUCGCAGUCGGUGGGUUCGCGCUUCGCCAACCUGCGACCCAUCUCUGAGUUCCUCGACAUCAAGCGCAUCAGCAAGCCACAGGACUUUGGCAUGGUCCAAAACCGUGUCAACUACAACUUGUCCUACUUCAGCAGCAACUAUGCUGCGCUCUUCGUCAUGCUCAGCAUCUACAGUCUAUUAACCAACUUGCUCCUGUUCUUUGUGCUGGUGCUCAUCAUCGGCGGCAUGUGGGGAAUCGGCAAGCUGGAAGGAAGGGAUCUGGAUCUCGGCUUCGCUCGAGCCACCGUCAGUCAGCUGUACACUGCUCUUCUUGUUGUCGCCAUUCCUCUUUUCUUCUGGGCUUCGCCAAUCUCGACCGUCCUCUGGUUGAUUGGUGCAUCUGGUGUCACGAUUCUCGGCCAUGCGGCAUUCAUGGAAAAAGACGUAGCAGCUAGUUUCUCCGAAGAGGCGGUAUAG
Messenger RNA from Sphaerulina musiva SO2202, 531 nucleotides. Its product is annotated as prenylated rab acceptor 1. The record is from RefSeq and is a predicted model, not a curated record. Gene Ontology annotation, cellular component: Golgi apparatus. NCBI's taxonomy places the organism in Eukaryota, Fungi, Ascomycota, Dothideomycetes, Mycosphaerellales, Mycosphaerellaceae. The transcript has 3 exons. Bases 1 to 531 code for a protein of 176 amino acids.